UGUUGCUUUGUUAGAUAAGCUCCAAACGGUCUUUGUGAGAGGCAGCACCAGAGACAGGAAAGCAGGCGGGGAGGGAGAGCCGGCGGACAGGCGGGCGAGAGGAGAUAGAUAGACGUGAGGGAGCCAAGAGGGGCGAGCAGGAAGAUGGUGUGCGUCCUCGCAGCGGCCGCCGGUGCGGGCUGGUGUGGGCUGAACGCGAAGAUGCAGUCAUGGGGGAUCCAGGCGCUUCCACUCCUUUGUGCAGCAUGAGCCAUGAGCCAAAGUCACCAUCCUUAGGAAUGAUCUCCACGGCAACACGUACAACGGCGACGGUCAGCCCUCUCACCCCGUCGCCUCUCAACGGCUCCAUCGUAGCCAAUGGAAGCCCAGCUGCCCAAUCGGCUCACUCUGGAUUCGCUGCAGCCCUCCGAAAACUGGCAAAACAGGCAGAAGAACCACGAGUCGCCUCCUCCAUCAGCAGUGAAUCUUCCCCAGUGUCCUCGCCAGCCACCAACCACAGCUCUCCAGUCAGUACGCCCAAGAGGGGUCCUCUUGGUCCAGGGCCUGUCCUGGUCCCCCCAGCAGGCCACAGCGUGCCAAACACGCCACCCGUCGUCACAAUUGCUCCGACCAAGACUAGCAACGGCCUCUGGAGGAGUGAGGGACGCCAGGCUGAUUCGGGGCCUCGUGGGAGCAGCAGAGAACGGCUGGGUGCGGAGGGGACCCUCCCCCAGGAAAAGGGCCCCUCAGUCCCAGCCCACCUCCUGGGAAAUCCUUAUGCCUUUGGUCUCCCCCCUGGCGCUGUGAUGCAGGAUUCACGUUUCCAGCCCCUCAACCUUCCCAGACAACUGACUAAUGCCGUGCCGCCUGGUCCUGUACCAGAAGAGUACCUCCGUGGUUUUAGGCCCUAUGCCACAACUGAGGAUGCCCUCCGGAUGCCCUCUUUGCCACUGGGUCUGGACCCCGCCACUGCAGCUGCCGCUGCGGCAUACUACCAUCCCAGCUUCCUGCCCCACCCCUCUUUCACCCCAUACAGGAUGGAUGACCCGUUCUGCCUCUCUGCUUUGAGGUCACCUUUCUAUCCGCUACCAGCAGGGGGCGCCUUACCCCCCAUCCAUCCAUCUGCAGUCCAUAUGCACUUAUCGGGGGUCCGCUACCCUGGAGACUUCACGCACCCUUCACUUUCAGCACUGCAGUCUGAGAGGCUUCAGCUGGAGGAUGAGCUGCGUCAGCGCGAGAGGGAACGGGAACGGGAGCGGGAAAAGGAGCGGGAGCGGGAGGCUGAGCGAGAGAAGGAACGGGAGCGCGAGAGGGAGCGAGAACUGGAGCGGGAGAGAGAGCGGGAGCGGGAAAGAGAGCGAGAGCGGGAACGGGAGAGAGAGCGAGAAAGAGAGCGGGAGAAGGAGAGGGAAAGAGAGAAGGAACUGGAGAGGCAGAAGGAGAGAGCGCUUCGGGAGAAAGAGAUGCAAGCCUCCAAGGCUAUGGAGAGCCACUACCUGGCGGAACUCCACGCCAUGAGAGGGCAGGAGGAGCGAACCAAGCCAGAAAGGCUCACCCCUAAUCGGGCCGAUAAAACCAAAGAGCCCCCACUUCCAGCUCCAAAACCAGUCCCGCCGGGACUCCACCCCGCAAUGGUACAGUCGCAUCAUACGGUCCCCGGCCUGAUCUCGGGCCACGGCCUCUACAUGGGGCCUGGCGCCGUGGGGGCGGGUCUCCCGACCUCCAUAAUUGCUCCCAGGAACAAUGAGGAGGAGAGGUGGCUGGCAAGGCAGCGCAAGCUGCGGCAGGAGAAAGCGGAUCGCCAGUACCAGGUGUCGGAAUUCCGCCAGCAGGUUCUGGAACAGCACCUGGACCUGGGACGGAAUCCUGACGUGCCAGAACACAGAACAGACUUGCACAGACCAAAUAACCACGAACCAGGAAGCCGAGACCUCCAUUCCCACUUAGGUGCCCCUCCGCCGCUCAUCUCCCCCAAACCCUCCCAGCCCCCACGCGAACAUCACCCCCCACCUCCCACGACUCUGUGGAACCCGGCAUCUCUAAUAGAGACCCCCUCAGAGUCCCGGCGCACCCAUGACCCCUCGGGGAUGGGACACUUUGAGGUCAGUAGGCUACCGCCUGGCCCCUCUAAGUAUGAGGACGGGGCCAGGAGGAGAGACAGUGGAACAAUGGAGAAGUAUCUUCACCCGAGGGGGCCGCCCGGCCUGCCGGAGCCCAGCACGUUCCUUGCCGAUCUGGAGAAAUCCACCCACUCUUUCUUCAGCCAGCAGCGGGCGUCCAUGUCGCUGAGCAGCCAGUAUGAAAUGGAAGGAGCAAUCAAAAGCAGUUCCGGACUGAAGGCCCUCCAAGGGCACAGUCGUCACGGACAAGCAGUUGCCAUGGUGUCUGGGUCAGGCGUAGGACAGCUGGCCUCACAGGAAACGGUGCCAGACACGAUGCUGAUCUACGACGAAGUUCUUCAGCAGCACAGAAGGCCGGUCAGUAAACUGGACCUGGAGGAGAAGAGGAAGAGGGAAGCCAAGGAGAAAGGUUACUACUAUGAUCUGGAUGACUCCUAUGAUGAAAGUGACGAGGAGGAAGUGAGGGCACAUCUCAGAAGGGUUGCAGAGCAGCCCCCACUCAAACUUGAUGACUCCACGGAGAAAUUGGACUUCCUGGGAAUGUUCAGCCUGACCACUGUGAGCCGGCGGGAGGAGCUGGUGCAGCAGAAGAGAAGAAAGCGGCGGCGGAUGCUCAGGGAGCGCAGCCCCUCGCCAGCUGCCUCGCAGUCCAAACGCACUCCUCCUCCCCCGCAACUCAGCACGCGCUUCACCCCUGAGGAGAUGGACCGAGCGCCAGAGCUGGAGGAGAAGAAGCGCUUCCUCACCAUGUUCCGACUUUCCCACGUCACACUUCAGCAGAGACGAGAUAAAGAAAGGGCGGUGGAGCUGCUUCAAGCCAUUAAAGAAAAGAGCAUAACCUUGGACACCAUCAGACAUGCUCCUCAUCCGCUGUGCAAAAGCCCCCCGGCGCAGGUCACAGAUUUGGCGUGCUCCCAGCCCCCCUCGGAAUCUGAAGACCACCACAGUAUCAAGCCGCACAGCCCCCCCUCACACUGCCCGUCGUCUCCGUCCCCCAAUGGCCAUCCAAAACCCCUCGGGGACACGCUAAGACCAAAGGAUCCUCCUUCUCCAGCUGUCUACCCCGACAAGGCCCGGGGGCCUGCCGAGGGGCCGCUCUCCAAGAGGAGUUCCAGCCUGCUGAACAGCUUGCGGCCUCCGCUCCCCCUACAGGCUAAGGAGGGCGUCCACGGCAUAAACGGACGCACCAAGCCGUGGGACAGCUUCACGCCGGAGGAAUUUGCCCAGCAAUUCCAUGAAUCGGUGCUGCAGUCGACUCAGAAGGCGCUGCAGAAACACAAAAGCGGGGCUGCCGGGAUGUCCGAAUCGUCCCCCCUGCAGGAGUCCUCUGUCCAUUACAACAUUCCCGAGCUCCAGGGCGCCCCCGGCAGGCCGCCUCCGCCCGCGCAUUCCCAGUCCCACUCGGGCUCGCAUCAGUCGGCUCUCGCACCGGCGCACGCUCCUCACCCUCAGCCCAACGGGCAGCACUUCUCCGCGCCGCUCCGCCGCGACGCCUCAGGGACGAGGGAGGAGCCGUCCGCCUCGGAGGAGGACGACGACGACGACGACGAGGGGGAGGAGGAGGCGGCGCCGGCUUCCAAGUGGCAAGGGAUUGAAUCCAUAUUUGAAGCUUAUCAGGAAUACGUUGAAGAACAAAGUCUGGAGCGACAAGUGUUGCAGAACCAGUGUCGACGGCUGGAGGCUCAAAACUACAACCUCAGUCUGACUGCUGAGCAACUUUCGCAUACCAUGGGGGAGCUGAUGUCCCAGAGGCAGAAGCUGGCGGUAGAAAGGGAGAAGCUGCAAGCGGAGCUGGAGCACUUCAGGAAGUGUUUGACUCUGCCGCAGAUGCACUGGCCCAGAGGCGGACAUUACAAGGGCUACCCUCCCAGGUGACAUCCCCCCUCCUCCCGCAAAAAUAACAAAAGAAAAAUCCAACAUCCGACCCCCCCCUCCCCAAGAUACUUCUCCACUCAGACUCAAGGUAGAUUAUCCCGAUCGCCUCGCCUCCGUGGCGGAGAAGAAGUGCUGACCGAAGAGCGAAGAAAGGGGCAAUCGGCGCCAUGACCCAACGUCUGCCAACGUAGCCCCCACACGAGCUCGGCCGACGCUUGUCACGCGCUCUUCUUCUUUCGCCGCCGCCCCGAAACACAGACAAUCCUGCCAACGAGGGAGAAGGAGACGCUCCGAAAGUCCAAAGGAACGCUUGCGGCCGGCCAGGAAGUGAAGUCACGGCGUUCCGGCUUGGACGUGCACUUAUGAAUAAUAGCUGAAGAACUACCUGGUGGUACAACUGUGUUACAACAAAAGACAGAUUGGAAUUUGGACAGAAUGUUGAAAUGCACAUUUUAGGGGAUGGGGAGUAAUUAAGGAAAUGUUUUAUUUCAAAAUAGGAACAUUUGAGAAUAAGAAUUUUAAAAAAAGGGGCUUCAGCCUUAUAUUGUAUAUAAUAUGAAGACUUAAAAAGAAUUUUGUAAGUUUAUUAUUUUAAUCAUUGUUCUUUUAAAAGUUAAAAAAAAAUAAGCCUGCCAUUUUCUUUUUAUAUAUGUUUAUGCUUUUUGGGGGGGAAGAUGGAGGGUUGGGGAGGGGGGGGGUUGCAAAAUACAGCCUUGCUUUUAGUGUUUGUACUGCUGCUGGCCAGAACAGCUUGAGAAAAAAAAAAAAAGAAAAACAACACGGGAUGUCCACGGGGUGAACUUUCUUCUGAGGUGCCGACGCGCCCCCCAGCCCCCGCCACCUUUUUACUCACAGCGUAGCGUCGACGUCCAUUUCAGCUCCUCGACUCAAUGUUUGCCUCUCGCUGGCGUGCCGCACACGAACCCGUUUUUUUUUUUGUUGUUUUUGUUACUUGAUUCGUAGACAUGAAGUGGCCGGCCGACGUCGCCGGUUUUUGAAGACUCCUCCUCACACGCGUCGAAAUAGCAUCGAGAAAGAGGCCCGAGCCUUUUCAUCCACAACCACGAGGGGCUGAGUGCCAAACGAUACAUUUCAAAUUCAGAAUGAUUUCGCCAAAACAAAAACGAAAAAUAAGCUAAGCUCCUCCCACGUCCAAGGAACCUCCCCAAUUAUCUAAUCCGUUGCCAACUUGUAAUAAACUAAAAAUGACGCAUGAAUUUGUGUUUACAGUCUCCUCUGUGGCUCCGCCCAUACUUGCAGGAACCAAUCAACGUGCACGGAUUGCGGAUUUCAUCCGUCCGGAUGACGCGCGGAAGGAAAAUCAGCCAAACGGAAGCACAACACCCUCGUUAUGAGCGUAUGAAUAAGUGCCUCGUUUAUUUAAGACCCUCGUCGAUCAAACUGUAGCUCAAACGUUUCCCGUCCGUUCGUUUCGCCCAAACUCAAAAGUCGGGAGCAUCCCAGCCCGUUUGUUUGGGGAGGGGGGCAGGUGAGCGCGAGAGGACGCGGUCCGCACUGUGACCCCCCUCCCCGCCUCAUCGGAGGAUGUCUUGAUUCUGUGAAAUCCUGUUUUCGGAAAAAAAAAAAAAAAAAAUGUUGGUUUGAAUCCAUUGUAAUGUAAUAUAUUCUUUGUUGAAUGUAGUAAUUAGGUAUUUAUGAAUAUAUGGCUGUGAUUUCAGACAAAAAAAGAAAAUAAAAUAUUUCAAAAAUGUUCAUAUACCUCGGUCUC
This is a messenger RNA of Syngnathoides biaculeatus (alligator pipefish), 5703 nucleotides long. It is a transcript of the gene gse1b, whose product is annotated as Gse1 coiled-coil protein b. The coding region runs from base 210 to 3974 and encodes 1254 amino acids. Lineage: Eukaryota; Metazoa; Chordata; Actinopteri; Syngnathiformes; Syngnathidae. The record is from RefSeq and is a predicted model, not a curated record. The transcript has 16 exons.